AUGCUUUUAAGGGCGGUGUCACGGGCUUCAGCUCCCAAGGACAGAGCUUCCUGGCUGCGGCCCCCGCGAGGAGUCGCGCGCCGAGGGUCGCGGGCACGUCGGCUCCCGCGCACGGGCCAGCCCCGGCGGAGCGCUCCGGCGGCGGCGCACUGCGCAGGCGCGCCCUGCAAGUUUGCUCCCGGCCGGACUCCGCGCGGCGCGCAGGUGGCAGCCCGCGCCCCUCUGCUGGCGCUUCCUUCAGCCCCGCGGCGCCCUCGGCGGGACCAUGCAGGCUGUGGUGUCCCCGGUGACCAAGGCCAUCUUCGUGGCUUUGUUCCUCUUCGCCAUCCUGCUCAUCCUCUACGUGAUCCUGUGGUACAUCUGCCGGGACGUGGACAACGACUACAUCUGAGGCAGUUUUCUGGGGUUCAUUCUGGAAGCAGAAGGCAGCAGCCUGCACUUAGCUCUGUCGUGUCCGCAGCUACGGCCCAGCUCCAGCCGGUGGCAGUGGGAGAUCAUGGCACCAAAGCCAGGAAAGCGCCAAAUCUUGAGGAGGAGCUGCGAACGCCAGCCAAGCCCCCGCGCCGUGUGGGGCCAGCUCCCUCACCCAGGCCACGUGCAGAACGAGAACGAAGCACUCCAAAGAGAGCCCUCUGGAAAAGGCUCCACUCCGCGAAGUUCUUACCGAGCCCAGCAGAUGUCAGGAGCAAUAUCCACAUCUUGUGCCUGCGUGUGAUGCGUCCGGUGGUCUGCGCCGGCAGCUGACAACCUGCAGCUGGAAACAAGCAAAGACAGUUAUCCCUGUGUUUGAAACAGGAUGCUGCCAUUGCUUCCUGUAUCCAAUCAGAUAUUGAGGUCCCCUCCCUAGAUUAAGUGCCAUGAAGUGGAAUUUCAAAAUAAAACAAGC
This is a messenger RNA of Talpa occidentalis (Iberian mole), 886 nucleotides long. RefSeq names its product translation initiation factor IF-2-like. The transcript has 5 exons. NCBI's taxonomy places the organism in Eukaryota, Metazoa, Chordata, Mammalia, Eulipotyphla, Talpidae. The coding region runs from base 1 to 744 and encodes 247 amino acids. The record is from RefSeq and is a predicted model, not a curated record.